ACUUCGUGCUAUGAACGAUGUAAGUGUGCGGGCAGAAUAGGAAUGUUCCAGAUGCGCGGGAAAAUGUGUAAUGAAGAACAGAGUUCGACGGUCGCGGAGCGCGAGUCGGCGUUAGAAGAGAGCGAGAAAAUAAAGUUGUACGAGGGAGAACGCGUGGAGACGUGGCUGCUGACGUGCAGAUGCACGAGCGUGUCGCUGAAUAUGGAUUUGGAGGGGCGCAUGUGUUUGACGAGCUACAGGAUAUGGUUUAGCUCGUUUGCGGGGAGAGAGACGAUAACGAUACCGAACUUGUGCGUGUCGAGUUACGCGCAGCAGACGGAGCCGGCCUUUCAGACGCUGCCGUUCGUCACGGGGGCGCCGUCGGGUCCGAGGGCGGGGUAUGCCGUUGAGGUGUACACGAAGGACGUGCGUCGGUUUCGGUUUUUAUUUUGUACGGCGGAAGAGAGAGAGAAGCUGGUGCGACACAUAAAGAGUCGCUCUUUCUUCGUGAGGCACCAGUCGAACCCGCCCAUAUUUUGCUACAGUCUCGGAGAGAGCAGGAAGCUGUCGACGCUGCCGAACGGGAAGUCGUGGAGAUACGAUCCGGUGGCGGAGUACGAGAGGCUGGACGAGCUGUCUGGGUGGAAGAGGUGGUUUGAAUUGACGGAAAACGAGGUCGGUGGUCGGUUGUACGGGAUUUGCGAGACGUACCCGUCGAGGUUCGUGGUGCCGAGGUCGGUGGGGCUGGCGGAGGUGAUAUCGUCGAGCAAGUUCCGGAGUUCGGAGAGAGUGCCGACGACAGUGUGGAUAAACGGGAGGAACGGCGCGACGUUGUCGAGGAGCGCGCAGCCGCUGUCCGGACUGAGGAGGGGCAAUGAAGGAGACGAGAAGUUGGUGAGGGCGAUUUGGGAGGCGAACCCAGGGUACGGGCGAAGGCAGGCGGGGCGAUGUCGCGCCGACGAGCGCACAGAGAAAAUCGAAGAGUGUGUAGACGAGUAUGGAGAGCGGGACAGAGUGCCCAUGUAUAUUAUAGAUGCGAGAUCGCUGACGGCUGCUAUUGCCAACAUCGUUAAGGGUGGUGGGUACGAGAACGUGAGUCGAUAUGGGGACUGCAGGAUGGAGUUUCUGAACAUUCACAACAUUCACAAGGUGAGGAGUUCGUUCGGUGCGCUGUGUCGAGUGUUGUUGCUGAGCGCCAGCGGCUCGCCGGCGUCGGCGGCGGUGAAGUCCUCGCAGUGGCUGGUGCACGUGAAGUCGAUAUUGAGCGGCGCGUUGGCGAUAGCGAGUCGGCUGGAAGAGGGGUCUUCGGUGUUGGUGCACUGCAGCGACGGGUGGGAUAGGACGUCUCAGCUGGUCUCUUUGGUGGAGCUGAUACUGGAUCCGUAUUUCAGGACGAUAAAGGGGUUUUGCUGCCUUGUACAGAAGGAGUGGCUGUCCUUUGGACACAGAUUUGCGCUGAGGUUCGGAAUAGGGCAGAUGGAGAGCCAAACGGACGAGAGUUCUCCGGUGUUCAUCCAGUGGCUCGACGCGGUGUAUCAGUGCAUGCGGCAGUGUCCCGAGUCGUUCGAGUUCACGCCGGAGUUCUUGGUGUGGCUGCUGGACGCGGCUCAGAGCGGGCGAUACGGAACGUUUUUGUUCGACAGCGAGAAGCAGAGGGAGGAGAAGGGGGGAAGUCUGCCGUGCGUGUGGGCGUACUUGGCGGAAUUGGAGCAGGAGUGGCAGUCGCAAAGAGAGCGCGGGUCCACUUGGAGCGGCUGGGUGAAUCCGAACUACACCGUCAAGGACGGGGGAGUGACGGGGAAACUGUCGGCGAGCAGACUGCGACUGUGGGAAUCGUACUUCUACAGGUACCGCGACAGGGCGGCGCCGAGUGGCGACGGGGGGACGUCAGAGGAGCGGGCGAGGAAGGGCGGGGCCGCCAGCUUGGACUGCGAGGACCUGACGAGAGAGGACGAGAAAGUUUUGGCCGAGACGAGCGAGGAAUCAUUGUGUUCGGAAUUGGUGACGAACCGUCGCGUGAAUUCGGAGCUCUUUUCGCGUCAGCCGGACUUGGUCUGGUUGCAGGGUUCAGAGCGUCGCCUGUGCGCGGACAUGAACGAGAAGAGCAUUUGGAAGUGCAUGUGCUUGGCGGCGAUGAAGCCCGACGCGGUCGCGCUUCGGGAGGAUUUGGGCGUGGUGUCUCAGCUGAUCGAGUCCGAGGUGGACGAGUGCGAGAUUCAUUUGUUGAUUCGAAACGGGCGGAUUGCGCGCUGUUUGGUCGACAGGGAGGCGACUUCGCGACCGCCCGAGCCCGUCGGCGAAACGUCCGACCGUUCCAUCACGUUUGGAUCCGAAAAGGCGGAGGAAGACUGCUACGAGUGCCGAAUCAGCGUGAGGACCAGGAAGUCUGCUUCGAGAGACGGCGGGAGGAGGGCCGGUGUCGUGAAGACCACCGUGGUGAAAGUGAUUGGAUCUAGAUGGUGGGAGACGUUCUGGGAAUGGGGCACCACGUGGGGUUCUUACAUCCGAGAUACGGCAUCUGCAGCCGUCGUUUAUGCGACCAGAAAGUGACAAGUGUGUGAAAAACGCACUGUUUGUAUAUAAAUAUUUAUAACACAGGGAUUUAUCAAAAAAAAAAAAAAGUA
Schistocerca gregaria is the source of this 2603-nucleotide messenger RNA. Its product is annotated as myotubularin-related protein 2-like. The coding region runs from base 43 to 2529 and encodes 828 amino acids. Gene Ontology annotation, molecular function: phosphatase activity. The record is from RefSeq and is a predicted model, not a curated record. Lineage: Eukaryota; Metazoa; Arthropoda; Insecta; Orthoptera; Acrididae. The transcript has 4 exons. Gene Ontology annotation, biological process: dephosphorylation.